AGUUCUCCCAAUCAGACGUGUGCGUGUGCUUCGAGUCAUGACGUUGUGAAUCGCGAUCCCGAUUUUCAAGCCCCGGAUUUUGUGAUCGGAUCACGGAACGACCUCUGGAUCGUAUGCUUGUGUGAGAGAAGAUUUUCUCCUUCAUUUUCCCGUGCGCCCGUCUGUCCAUUGGAGCACAGCUCCGACCCUCACGGAAAGAUGUUGGGACCGCGGGGAAGCUUCACCACGGCCGACUACAUGGUCCUGGUGUUGGUGCUCGUCCUGUCGGCAGCGAUAGGCGCAUUCUUCGCCUACAAGGGUCGGAAAAGUUUGUGCAGCAAGGAGUUCCUCGUCGGCAACAGGAAGCUUCAGGUGUUCCCAGUGACGAUGUCCAUGAUGGCAACCUUUUUGUCGGCUAUUGCCUUCCUUGGGUUUCCGGCGGAGAUAUUCGUCUUCGGCUUCCAGUACGUGCUCGUCGCAGCCGGUGCCGUGGUUGGAGUUUUCAUCGCUGCCGAAUUCUUCAUGCCGAUUUUCUACGAGAUGGAUUCCGUAUCGAUCAACGCGUAUCUGGAGCAGCGAUUCGAUUCGAAAAUUUUGCGGAAACUUGCCUCUCUGCUGUACAUCAUCAAUCAGUGCAUCUACUUGGGCGUCGUUCUCUACGGACCGUCGUUGACUCUCGGCUCGGUGACAGGUUUGCCGGUGUGGCUCUCGAUCAUUAUUAACGGGAUUGUCUGUACUCUCUACACGUCACUUGGUGGAAUAAAAGCCGUCGUCUGGACGGAUGUUCUCCAGAUGCUCCUAAUGCUGUCUGGAUUCAUGAUGGUCUUUCUCACGGGGAUCCUUGACAGGGGAGGCCUAGCAAACAUCUUCAACGAAUCAAAGCGAUACGGUCUCAUGGAAUUCGACUUUCGAUUGGAUUUUCAACGAACCUUCACAGUGUGGAGCGUGUUCAUCGGCUGGACUGUGGUGUGGGCCAUAAAUUACGGCUGCAAUCAGACCAUGGUUCAGAGAUAUUGCUCCGUGAAGACGAAGGCGAGGUCACGCGUCUCUAUUUACUCGAACAUGAUAGGCGUGGCGUCUAUCCUCACUGUCGCUUGCAUUUGCGGUUUGGUCUUGUUUGUGGAGUACAGGACGUGCGAUCCCAUCAAAGUGGGUCUCCUGCGAAAAUACGACGAGCUGAUGCCGCAUUAUGUCCUGCAAAGGUUCUCCGACUAUCCCGGUCUGGCGGGAUUGUUCGUUUCGGCGGCAUAUUCGGGAUCGCUGAGCACGAUGUCGUCCGGUUACAAUGCGCUGUCAGCCGUUGUUUGGGAAGACUUCAUGGCACCGACGCUCGGGAAAAGGAUGACCAACUUGUCCAUCAUGCGACUGACUAAAGCCAUCGCAACCUUCUUCGGCCUACUGACGAUCGUGGUCGCAUUCUUCGCGUCGUACUUGCGCUCGAUCGUGCAAGCAAGUAUCGCCACCGGCGGAUCCUUCACCGGCGCCGUAGGGGGUCUAUUCUUCCUCGGAGUACUCUUCCCAUGGUGUGGUGGGAGGGCGGCACUGACGUCCACGGUGAUUGGAACGGCCGUGUCGCUGUGGAUAGCAAUCGGUUCGAUUCUGAUUCCGAAGCCGACGCACUAUUCUCAAUUCACGUCGGUGAAAGAGUGUUUCUCGUCAUAUAACUACACCGUGUCUGUGCCGAUCGGUGGUCACGCCAGACCUCCAUCAAGUAUCUACACCAUUUCCUACUUGUGGAUUCCCGUCAUAAGUUUCGCCCUGACGUUCGGCCUGGGCGUCCUCUUCACGGUCGUUCAAGGCUUGAAACAGUCUGCGAAAGUCGAUCCUCGACUCGUGUCGCCGGCCUUGCGAUUGUAUUACCGCAAUUGGUUAAAACGACUCGAAGCCGAGAAGAGCUUGAAUACCAAGGUCGAAAACAUGAUUUCGACGAUUUAUAAAUCGACUCUACAAGACGGCACAGCCACGCUGCGGUCAAGCGCGGGGAUGCAAUCCACGAAUACUCUCGAUUCGACAUUGACAAGGUCGUUAGCCUCGUCAACCACGAACUCUGAUCGGCCUUCACCGGAGGAAACUGCCAAGAACUAUGCAAACGGAGCAACAAUUAUCGCGAGAGCUGACCCGGCGACGAUAACCUACGUCUGA
Messenger RNA from Galendromus occidentalis (western predatory mite), 2121 nucleotides. RefSeq names its product sodium-coupled monocarboxylate transporter 2. The record is from RefSeq and is a predicted model, not a curated record. Bases 199 to 2121 code for a protein of 640 amino acids. NCBI's taxonomy places the organism in Eukaryota, Metazoa, Arthropoda, Arachnida, Mesostigmata, Phytoseiidae. The transcript has 10 exons. Gene Ontology annotation, molecular function: symporter activity. Gene Ontology annotation, biological process: transmembrane transport; sodium ion transport. Gene Ontology annotation, cellular component: membrane.